Uranotaenia lowii is the source of this 1039-nucleotide messenger RNA. RefSeq lists its product as uncharacterized. The transcript has 5 exons. Lineage: Eukaryota; Metazoa; Arthropoda; Insecta; Diptera; Culicidae. The record is from RefSeq and is a predicted model, not a curated record. Bases 115 to 972 code for a protein of 285 amino acids.
UAUUGAAGUUUAAUCUCCAGGCCGUUGCAACUGGUCAGUUGUUUGUUCACCGUCCUAGAGAUUACACCUCAAAUUGUGCAGAAGAGCUGUGUUCUGAUCAUAUAGUUGCGGGAAAUGGAGCUCCAACGGAUUCUACCAUUAUUGGUGGUUGUUCUUAUUAACUUCACUAGUGGAUGCAAUGUCCCUACUCAGCACUAUAAAACUAUGAACUGCAACCCGGUUGGGACUAAAUCAACGUCGGGAUGCCCCGUGAGGUAUGACUGUCCAGCUUUGACCAAUCGUGACAACUCCAAAUGUUAUUUCAACGGAAAAAUCUAUGAAUUGAACGAGCAAGUACCACACAACGAAUCCGCUCAACUAUGUUCAGCAUUAUGCUACUGCAGAAGUGGAAACCCGUUCGCUCAGUUCCGUUGUACCCAUAUUGAUUGUCCGGAGUUUUUCCAGAAAUUCGACCAUGAAAAUUGCAUUCGUAAAUAUCAAUCAAAGAGCUGCUGUGCUGCGGGAAAAGUUUGCGGAAAAGAACGACAGGAACUGAGCAAGUGCACCAUGGAUGGGGAAGAGUAUUUGGAAUGGGAAAAAAUGCGUCCAGCUAACAACAAAUGCAGGACCUGCAUCUGUCAUAAAAAUUACAAAGAAUCCAACAUCGAGAACGACCCGAACUGCUACGAUACCAUCUGUGGCUUUGAGCUGUUCUAUGCUAAACAAGUUUACGGAGGAGCGGCUCCAGUUUACUACGAAGAUCGUUGCUGUCCCUGGGAGUGGAGGAUGCCUAGAGAAACGGAUAAGGUGAUCGGAACUGGAAAGUCGGCGGGUGCUCCCCAAGAUCCUAAGAUGCAGUGUAAAUACGGAAACCUUACGUUAAACAUUGGCGAUAAAUUGGAAACCGAGAUCACCGAUCAAUUCACCGUCCAGUGUUCUUGUGAAAUUCCACCGUUGGUACAGUGUGCGCAAUCCAAGAAUACACCAGUGUAAUCGGUUUUCAAAAUUUAGUCGUAUCUUUGAAAAUAAAUCGCCUAAAUAAUAGCUUGGGAUUUAGGUA